CCCACACCGCGCGGCAUGCUGGGAGCGGAAGUGCGGCUGCCGCGAGGAGCGCGCGGGCGGCAUGGCGGCUGCCGGGAGGAGGAAGCUGGAGGAGCUGAGCGUCGACGAGUUCCUCGCUAAUGGCUUUGAGUCGGAGCCCGACGGCGGUUCGGAGGAGGAGGAGGCCCGGCCCAAGGCGGGGGGGAGGCGGCCCCGGCCCAAGGCGACCGUGCGAAAGAAAGGAAAGGCAUCUGAGCAUAAAGACCAGCUUGCCCGACUGAAGGAAAAAGAUCCUGAAUUUUACAAGUUCUUGGAAGAAAAUGACCGCACGCUGCUGAACUUUGAUGCUUCAGACAGUUCUGAGGAAGAGGAGGACGGAGGCUUGCACAUCCCACCUGACACAUUAGAGGAAGCGAGUGAUGAAGGUGAAGAUGAUGAAGAAGAUGAAGAAGAACAGGAGAAAGUCAAACAGAAGAAAGUUGAAUCCAUCCCUGUGAGCCUGAAGAUGGUUGAGGAAUGGAAGAAAGCUGCAGAGAGAGGGCUAACACCAAGACUUUUCCAUGAAAUCACUCAAGCAUUCAAAGCAGCUGUAGCAACUACCAAAGGAGAUAAUGGUGGUGCUGAUCCCAGCAAGUUUCAAGUCCUUGAUGCUGCAGUGUUCAAUGCCCUUGUGUCCUUCUGUGUCCGGGACCUCUUCAGCUGCCUGCAAAAGCUGCUGCUUGUGAAAACCCCUAAGAACAAACAAAAAAUGGCCCUCCCUUCCAGCAGUCCACUUUGGAGCAAAUUGCGACUGGAUGUAAGAAUGUACCUGUCUUGUACCAUCCAGCUCCUGUCUUGUUUAACAGAAGCCUCUGUUGGAGCAGCAGUUCUCCAGCAUGUCAAUUCCAUACUGCCUUAUUAUCUGUCCUUCCCAAAGCAGUGCCGAAUACUUCUCAAGCAAGCAAUCCAUUUGUGGAGCACGGGUGAAGAAACAGUAAGAGUGCUGUCCUUUCUUGUGCUGAACAAGAUCUGCCGCCACAGGAAAGAGGUGUACCUAAGUCACUUGCUCAAGCAAAUGUACAUUGCAUUUGUGAAGAAUUCAAGGUUUACCUCUCCCAAUGUGUUGCCCAUGAUCAAUUUCAUGCAGCGAACGCUGACAGAGAUGUAUGCCCUGGACACACACACCUCCUACCAGCAUGCCUUCAUCUAUAUCCGCCAGCUUGCCAUUCAUCUACGCAGUGCAAUGACCAUAAAGAAGAAGGAGAACUUCCAGUCUGUCUAUAACUGGCAGUAUGUGCACUGCCUGUAUUUCUGGUGUCGAGUUCUCAGCACGAUCUAUCCCAGCGAGGUCAUGGAGCCAUUGAUCUAUCCUCUGACACAAGUCAUCAUAGGCUGUAUCAAGCUGGUGCCCACAGCUCGUUUCUACCCUCUGCGCAUCCACUGCAUCCGUGCCCUCACACUGCUGUCAGAGAACACCAGGACCUUCAUCCCAGUGUUGCCAUUCAUCCUGGAGAUUUUCCAACAAGUGGACUUCAACAAGAGGCCGGGACGUAUGAGUGCUAAACCUAUAAACUUUGCAGUGAUCUUGAAGCUUUCAAAUGCCAACCUGCAGGAGAAAGCCUUUCGAGAUGGACUCAUUGACCAGCUCUAUGACCUGAUUCUUGAGUAUCUUCAUUGUCAAGCCCACAGCAUUGGAUUCCCAGAGCUGGUCCUCCCUACUGUCAUUCAGCUCAAAUCUUUCCUGAAGGAAUGCAAGAUUGCCAACUACUGCAAGUCUAUCCGGCAGCUCCUGGAGAAACUGCAGGAAAAUUCUGCCUACAUCGCCAGCAGGCGUCAGAAAGCUACCUUCGGUGUGGCCAGCAGGGAGUCUGUGGAACAAUGGGAGAAGCAGGUCAAAGAGGAGGGGACACCUCUGACCAAGUACUAUGCUCAGUGGAAGAAGCUAAGAGAGAAGGAGAUACAACUGGAAAUCACUGGCAAAGAAAGACUUGAAGACCUGAACUUCCCAGAAAUUAAACGCAAGAAACUAGAUGAAAGGAAGGAAGAAGAUAAGAAGGAAUUCAAGGACCUGUUUGAGCUGGACACAGACUCUGAUGAGGAGAACGUUGGAUUCCCCAUAAAAGGGAAAGCCAAAGGCAAAGUGGCAUCAGACGACAGUUCAGAAGCCAGCAGCAAGGAGGACUAUGGCGAGGAUGAUGAGGAUGAAGAGGGAGAGUAUGAAGUCGAGGAGGACGAGGAAGAUUUAGAGGAAGACAGUGACUCAGAUGAGGAAGACAAGGCAGCCCCUAGGGGCUCACAGCGGGCACAGAGGAGCAACCCCCAGGCAUUGUCACGUUCUGACCUCGAGCAGCUGGCCCAGGGCGAGGAGGAUGUGGUGGAAGAUUUGGCUUUCUCCGAUGAUGACUGAGCCCUCCCCGACCAUGCAGCCCCCCUGGCUGGUUCUCCAGGAGGCGGUAAGCUCUUGGGGCAGGAGGUGUGGGCCCAGCCCCAGGUGCUGCCCCCAAGGACUGUUGCGGUGAAGCACGGCACUAAAGCUGCCUGGACUUUGCAGGUUUUUAGACCCAUGGUUUUUGGUAAUGUUCUGUGGUCACAUCAAAGCCAGUAAAACUGGUGUAAGUAAUAAAAAGCCCACAUUAAAAUCUGGUUUAAAUAAUACAUGGGUCAGUUUCAGCUCCUGCUGGAGCAGCUGACCAAGUGGGAAGGACAAGCUCUUUGCAUGAGGACCUCCUGUUUGCCCAUCCAACCACCUGUGGGCCCUGGGGUUCUCUCCAGACCCUCCCCCCAAGGGCUCUCAGGGGUUGUGUAGAGCAUUUAGAGCUUUAUCACUGCAAGUGGGAGCCUUUUAUCAGCAACACUGGGAUCAUCAGAUCCAUCUGCCAUGCUGGCCGUAUGUAUGCUAAAGAAAUUCACCUUAAGGAACAAAUGUUGAGCUAUGAAAGGAUGCAAAGGGAAGGGGUGAAAGUAGGAUGGAGUAGGAAAAGGUAAAGCUAAUAGUGUAAGGAAAUACAUAAGUGUCCUAUAGCCCCAUGCUAAGUGAUAACUCAGUGCCUGCAGAUGUGACUGAGCCCUGCCUUCCUACACACUGCUGCUCCCAAACAUUACUGCACAGGUAAACAGGCAGUUGUUGCAGUAAUACAGCAGUGUGGGCUGUUUGCUUUAUUCUGAGCUCACAGUGUCUUUUUGGAGGGGCAUAAACAGGAACAGAAAGGGUGUAUUUUUUUCCAACUGCACUGACAAUAAUUAUCAGCCCCAGAGUCCCAGAAGGGGGGGGAGGAAGUUUCCUCCGAAAUUAAUAAUUUAUUGUUAUAUUUACAGCUCCCCCUGUGGGGGCAGAGCACCUGCUGCUUUAUUGGGGCUUCAGAGCUCAGGGCUGAGGCUCUGUACCUCUGAUGGCAGGGACAUACAGGAGCUUGGGAUGGAAACUUUGGGGCCCUGCCUGCAAAACAAACAUGUUCACUUACCUUCACUUCAUGUAAGGUAGCUGGGCACGGUGCUUAUUGCCCCCACUUCCCAGUGGCAGCAGCACAGCACACAGCAAGGAAAGCAUACAGCCAUGCCAGGGGCUCAGGAGGCCAGGUACUGUUUGUAAACUGAGUGGUGUCCUUUUUUAUUUAAACUGAUUGCUGGAAAGCAUCUUUUUAUUGUGAUGUGAUGGAUAAUGACAAGGGGGGAGGGGCUGGGUUUUGUUGUUUUUGUUUUUUUUUUUGCUUGUUUCUCUUUUUUUUUUUUACAAUAUAAAGAAGCUAAUGUACCACCAAGCUAUUGGGUAAGAAAAAAAAAAAAAAUGGCAGCACGUGCAACGUUUCAACAAAACAAAAAGAGGGGAGAGAGAGAGAGAGAGAAGAAAGUACCACAUGUGAUUGUUUGUGAUUGUUGCUCACAACUGUACAGGUCACAGGAGGUUGCCCCCAGGAGUUACCAUUGCAUUCACAGUAGUCAAAACUCUGCCUGCUGUUUUUACCCCCCAGCACAGCAUCCUCCCCCUCCUCUGCUGGGGGCACACAGGGACCUCUGUCUCAUGGUCUGCAGCAGGCCUGAAUGUGCAACGACAGCCACCUCUGUAACAAGGCUUGAAAAAGAACAGGAAUCCUACAAACAAACCAACAACCAAAAAAACCCCAAAGGUAUAUAAAUGAGUCCGCAGUACACGUGACCAGAGUGGGGGGGGGGUUAAUCCUGAACUCCCCCAAUGAGCACACACUCAUUUCUUCUUAAAACUCAAGCAAAUCCAGCUCUGCAGGGCUGGGCAGAGUCCAGCAGUGUGUGCAUAGGCAGCCCCACACUGUCUGUGCCGUACCAUCCACACCAGAGUAAACAUGGACCAGAACUUGCCUUUUUUUUUUCUUUUUUUUUUUUUUUCCUUUUUUUUCUCUUUUUUUUUUUUUUGUAACUUGUUGUCUUGUCUUUGGUAUUGUUUGCAAAAGUUCACUUAGAGAUGCAUAGACACCUGAAUGGAGGAACUGAGCGCAGUUUCCAGGGAGAGGAGGAGAUCCGUGGGAAGGGGGGGAGGUUCUGUUUGUGAUGGAUGUUGUGCUCAGCAGUGCUGAGUCCUGAUGGAGGAGCAGUGCCAGUCCCCCCCCAGUGCCUGGAGCUCCUCGAAGGCAAAAAGCAUUCCCAACAAUCACAGCUCUGCUUUCCCAGUGCGUGAGAAGGCGAAGGGAAUGGUACCACAGCCCUCCAGCACUGCCUCCCUUCUCUUCAUCACUUGGCCUUGUCUCAAUACAUCUUUGGAUAGUUUAUUCCUUCCCUUUUGACAGUUUUUUUUUUUACUGUUUGUGUGGUUUUUUUUUUUUCUUUUUAAGCAAAAAAAAAAAA
This is a messenger RNA of Phasianus colchicus (ring-necked pheasant), 4773 nucleotides long. It is a transcript of the gene NOC2L, whose product is annotated as NOC2 like nucleolar associated transcriptional repressor. The record is from RefSeq and is a predicted model, not a curated record. Gene Ontology annotation, molecular function: histone binding; transcription corepressor activity. Gene Ontology annotation, biological process: ribosomal large subunit biogenesis; negative regulation of transcription by RNA polymerase II. Lineage: Eukaryota; Metazoa; Chordata; Aves; Galliformes; Phasianidae. Gene Ontology annotation, cellular component: Noc2p-Noc3p complex; nucleolus; nucleoplasm.